UUGACUUCCAGCUUCUGUCUGCACCCUCUGGCUUUUUUUUCUCUCUCUGUGACCUUUCCUAUAAGGCUUUCAGUAAUAGGAUUAAGAUCUACCCUGGACCACACCUCUUCUGAAGUUACCUCUUCCAAAGGUCCUAUUUGCAAGGGUUCACACCCAUAGGGAUGGAUUAAGUUUAAAAACAAACAUGUUUGUCUGGAGUACGUAACUCCAAAUCACUGCCACAAGAAAGGGCUUUUGAAAGCUAUGUUUGGGAGCAGACAGGUGAAAAAGGAAGGAAUGAGCCCCUUCCUUGGGACUGGUGGAAUAAGGUUAGCACAGGACCAGGAAAAGAGAACUACUGACUGUUCUUUUGCCUUCGUAUUUUCUGUCCAGAAGGCUCUUCAAGCCAGAGAAGAUAAAACAGAGUAAAUUAGAAAUAGAAGGCCAAGCAAAGAUCCUAAUAAAAGACCACCUGAUGCCACAGAUGAAUUUACUUUUCAAGGGUGCAGAUGAAUUACACCUCAGUGUACUGAGAAGCUUGUAGGAAAAAUCAUUCAUCCCUGUUGAUCAUUUUUAAUAAACAAUAACAAAUGUCAAAUUGUCUCAAAGAGAGAGAAGACGUAUGUUUCUGUCUUUAAAUAGGUAAAAAAGUCUGAAGUUUCUUUAUGAUAGAGAUGAUAAAACUUAGGUUACAGGGCUUUUAUAAGGAUUAAUUUAGAUGGUUUCAUGUUAAAAACAGCUCAGUGGCCAGCACUGAAAGCAUGCAGUAAAUGUUUUUUUAGCAUUGUUUUAGUUAUUGUUGUCUUUAAUCUUCUGCAGUGGACUGUUUGAAGAGGGCACUAAAAAGAAUCAGUCUAUCCCAAGAUGAAGCAUUUAUAGACUUUCUCCCUUUAAGAGUAUUUAUGGGGAUUUGGAGUGUGUAUUAAUAAAUGAUUGCUGUAUAACAAAUUACCCCAAAAGUUAGCAGCUUAAAUCAAUAAACAUUUAUUAACUCACACAGUUACUGAGUCAGGAAUUCAGAAGCAUCUGAGCUGGGCCGUUCUAGCUCAAGGUUUCUCACUGGGGUUACAGUCCAGAUGUCAACUGGGGCUAUGCUAUCAUCUGAAGGCUUGAUCCGGGGCUGGAGGAUAGCUCAGCCACAUAGCUGUUGGCUGGAGGCCUCAGUUCCUCGGCCCGUGGACCUCUCCAUAGAGUGUCCUGAUGACCUGGCAACUAGCUACCCCCAGAGUGAGUGAUCCACGAAAGAGAGCAUGGAGGAAGUUAGAGUGUCUUUUAUGAUCUGGCCUCUGAAGUCACAUGCCACCCACAUUCUACUGGUGUGGGAAGGAACUUUACAAGGUUGUGGAUCCAAGAGGCAGAUACAUCAGGAACCAUCUUGGAGGCUGGUUACCGCAGGGAUUUAGCACCACAAAGGCUCAGAGGAGAUUCGAUGGCUAACUGCAGAUACGUGGAAGCUGUGCGGUACAGAAGAGGGAGACUUACUCUAUGUGGCUUCCGAGGACAGAAUCCAAACCAACAGGCAGAGGUUUCAAGGAGGCAGAGGUCAACUUGUUUUAAGGAACAACCUCCUAACAAUAAACUUCCCCAACUAAAAUGAGCUAGGGGUCCGCAGGCCCCUCUGUGUACAAGCUGGACAUCUCCCUCUUGGGGACACCAUAUGGUGAGUGGCUCUGGGCUGGCUAGAAAGUUAGACUUGAGCGCCUCAAAGGCCCCUUCCGACUCUGUGAUAUGUAUCCGGUGUAGGGAAGAAUUCCAUGAACAGGACCCUUCAGGGCUUCAUUUAUAUGUUUUAUUUUUGAUGGAAAAGGAUUUUUGCUGAAAUAUAAGACCUUUGUUUCUGAACCAGUAUGGCUUGGAGAAACUAUUAAGAGGUAUAAAGACCCUGGUGUUUCUGGGAUCCCCUAACAUUUCUCCUUUUAAGAACAGAGUACCGGGAAGUGGAGCGCGGCCUGGGAGCGGUGUGGGGACCGCAGGAGCUAGGGCCGAGCCGGCCGGGGCUGACCGCAGCGGCGGCAGAAUCAGUCUCAAAUGCCUGGAAAUUCCUCCUUGGAUCACUGUGUUUCAGACACAGUUUUGUGAUCAGCCGUUCAUCUUUAACAGGAAAGAAAGAUGUGGAAAGCUUCGGCGGGCCAUGCCGUGUCCAUCUCCCAGGAUGACGGGGGAGCAGAUGACUGGGAAACAGACCCUGAUUUUGUGAAUGAUGUAAGUGAAAAAGAACAAAGAUGGGGAGCCAAGACGGUGAAAGGAUCUGGGCACCAGGAGCACAUCAACAUACACAAGCUGAGAGAGAAUGUUUUUCAAGAACACCAGACUCUCAAGGAGAAGGAGCUUGAAACAGGACCCAAAGCAUCCCAUGGCUACGGAGGGAAGUUUGGCUUGGAACAGGAUAGGAUGGAUAAAUCGGCUGUUGGCCAUGAGUAUCAGUCGAAGCUUUCCAAGCAUUGCUCACAGGUUGACUCAGUCCGGGGCUUUGGAGGCAAGUUUGGAGUUCAAAUGGACAGAGUUGAUCAGUCUGCCGUGGGCUUCGAGUACCAGGGUAAAACUGAGAAACACGCCUCGCAGAAAGACUAUUCGAGUGGUUUCGGUGGCAAGUUCGGCGUGCAGGCCGACCGCGUGGACAAGAGCGCCGUGGGCUUCGACUACCAGGGCAAGACGGAGAAGCAUGAGUCUCAGAGAGAUUACUCCAAAGGUUUUGGUGGCAAAUACGGGAUUGACAAGGACAAAGUGGACAAAAGUGCCGUCGGCUUUGAGUAUCAAGGCAAAACGGAGAAGCAUGAGUCGCAGAAAGACUACGUGAAAGGGUUUGGAGGCAAGUUCGGUGUGCAGACAGACAGACAGGACAAGUGUGCCCUUGGCUGGGACCACCAGGAGAAACUGCAGCUGCACGACUCCCAAAAAGAUUACUCCAAAGGAUUUGGCGGGAAGUAUGGGGUCCAGAAGGAUCGGAUGGAUAAGAAUGCAUCCACCUUUGAAGAGAUCUCAAAGGGGUCCUCUGCCUACCAGAAGACUGUCCCUGUCGAAGCUGUGAACAGCAAAACCAGUAAUAUCCGAGCCAACUUUGAAAACCUCGCUAAGGAGAAGGAACAGGAAGACAGACGGAAGGCUGAGGUGGAGAGAGCACAGCGGAUGGCCAAGGAGAAACAGGAGCAGGAAGAGGCCAGAAGAAAACUAGAAGAGCAAGCCAGAGCCAAAAAGCAGAGCCCGCCUGCAUCCCCACCUCCCCAGCUGGCUGAAGAGAAGCGGCCAUCAAGCCCCGUCUAUGAGGACGCAGCUUCCUUCACGGCAGAGCCGAGCUACGAAGGCCCCAGCGGCUCUGGGAGCGCCCCGGAGCCCACCUGCAGCGCGGAGGCCACGGGCUACCGAGAGGCUGGCGGGCAGGGCCUGGCCUACGCCCCAGAGGCCGUCUACGAAACCACAGACACCCCGGCCCACUACCCGGCAGAGGAAAACACCUACGACGAGUAUGAGAAUGACCUUGGAAUCACAGCCCUGGCCCUCUAUGACUAUCAGGCCGCGGGUGAUGAUGAGAUCUCGUUCGACCCCGACGACAUCAUCACCAACAUUGAGAUGAUCGAUGACGGCUGGUGGCGUGGCGUGUGCAGGGGCCGCUACGGGCUCUUCCCCGCCAACUACGUGGAGCUGCGCCAGUAGGCCGUCGCCGCUGCCUUACACCCAGCCUGCCCCCAGUCCCAACACUACAGAUCAUGCCUUUUUUUUUUUUUUUUUGAGGGUGGGAGGGGACUAUACAUACUGCCUUUAUAUUCAAUACUUUCGCUGAUGCUUUUGAAAAUGUUUACGCCACAGAAUUUGCUAAUAUAUUGUAAUCAUGUUCCUUAGAAGGACUUUGGUAAUUGUUUUUAUGCAUUUAAGGUAUUUUUUUUUUUGCCAAAUUGACUGUCUUGUUAAGCCAUUUCAGGGAUCUUUAGUUCUGCUGAGUCAAGAGUGCCUGUUGGCGUUGUACGCGGGCCACAGGCAGUCGGGGUCUCCGGGGACAGACGUGAGUGAACUUCCGUCACGUGUCCCUGCUGAGAAGGGCUGAGCGGGGCUUGGCGAGGGCAUCUCCGUGUCGCAGUGUUGGAAAGCCUAAGAGGGAGAGGGUCCGCUAGCAGGUUAGACUCGAGGGAAAUAGCUGGGAAGUACAGUGGCCUUAGGGUCUGGAGGAAGCCUUUCCACAGCGUGACACCCCACCAUGUGCGAUGAGUUUGGGGUCACCGCCUCCUCCCCUCGGCCAGCGCCUCAGUGUUUCCCUGGUGCCUCCCUUCUCGGCAGGUCCUCACUGCACACCCGCCACGCCCCAGUGGCCCCGAGGGUGCUGAGCCUCCCAUGCCCCCCAGAGAGAGGAGUGUCCCUUGCGUUCCUUAAAUCCCACCUCCCCCCACUUUACUCCAGCUCUGAACUGCAGUUAAGGGCACUGGGGUUUCACUGACGAGGGUGAAGGUAGUGUUGGGGUCAUCUGGCCUGCCCAGGCCUGAUGUCUCAGCCAUCGUGUCUGUGCGUCCAUCAUGUUGGGACAGUGGCUGCUGAGCUGCAGGGAGGUGCUUGCCUUUUCUCCUGUAAACUGCCGGAAACAUUCUUCCUGUCAAGGGAGUCAUGCCGUUUUUGGCAAAAUAUCAAGUUAAGUUACAGUAAAACACAGUCGAUUGACUUGGCUAAAAUUGUGAAACAAGGUAUGUUAGCGUUCCUAUCAAAGUCACUCGCCAUGGCAGCUCAUCCUGGCUGCGCCUGACGCCCCGGCCUCGCCGAGCCGCUCGCUGGCUGAUGGGGAGAAGUCUGGAGCUGGACCAGCAGCUGGGCACACAGUCUUCCCAGCAGUCAUGCAGCACCAUCUCGGCUGCCUGGGACAACCAGGGAUGUGACAGACCCCUUUCCUCUCCUGAAAUGCGUUUCUGCAUCUUUUGCUUUACCAGAGUUAGGUUGGUUUUUAUAUACAAUUUAUUGAAUCUAAAUUUCUGUAGCACAUCUCAUAGGUAUGAUUUUUUUAAUUAAACAUUCAAAAUAAA
Messenger RNA from Choloepus didactylus (southern two-toed sloth), 4979 nucleotides. Its product is annotated as src substrate cortactin. Gene Ontology annotation, cellular component: cortical actin cytoskeleton; lamellipodium; plasma membrane. The record is from RefSeq and is a predicted model, not a curated record. Gene Ontology annotation, biological process: regulation of actin filament polymerization. The transcript has a single exon. Gene Ontology annotation, molecular function: actin filament binding. Lineage: Eukaryota; Metazoa; Chordata; Mammalia; Pilosa; Megalonychidae. The coding region runs from base 2089 to 3630 and encodes 513 amino acids.